AUGGGGCUCCAGGCUGGAACGAGUUUUCUUCGUGGGGACCUUGUUCUCCUAUCCACAGUGGUGGCAACGCUUCUCCUCUGCGCAAGCGCUGGCCCGGCACCACCCACUGCCAGCCCUCGGAGUGCCUCAGGGUUCCCCGCAGACUGCAGUCGUCUCCGCAAGAACAGCCCCAGCGGGGUCUACGUCAUCCAGCCGGCAGGAUCCCCUCCGCGCGUGGUCUGGUGCGACAUGGACACCGAAGGCAAGGGCUGGACCGUUGUCCAGAGAAACUCUUAUGACACUGAGCUCAACUGGAAGCAGUCCUGGAGCACCUACAAGUACGGCUUUGGGAACGUGCAGGGCGAUCACUGGCUGGGCACCGAGUACCUGCACCUGCUGACCCAGCAGGGCACCUACAAGGCUCGCUUCGUGGUGCGCAACAAAGCCAACGUCACUCACUCCGCCGAGUACGACAUCUUCAGGGUGGAGAGCGAGGCCAGCGGGUACCCGCUGAGGCUGGGCCGCUUUUCUGGGGACGGGGACGACUAUCUGACCGGCUACCACCCCAAGAAGGGAGGCAUACACGACAACAUGAAGUUCAGCACCACCGACAAGGACCAGGACCAGUACAGUGGGAACUGCGCCAACUACUACGGGGGCUGGUGGUACGACAAGUGCCAGAACGUCCUGCUCAAUGCCAAGAACCACAUCCUGUGGCCAGGCUUCUGCGACAACGGCGACUGCUCCUCCUCCCUCAUCCUGGUCAAACCCACCGACGUGUGCUGA
Messenger RNA from Dryobates pubescens (Downy woodpecker), 765 nucleotides. Its product is annotated as fibrinogen-like protein 1-like protein. NCBI's taxonomy places the organism in Eukaryota, Metazoa, Chordata, Aves, Piciformes, Picidae. Bases 1 to 765 code for a protein of 254 amino acids. The transcript has 3 exons. The record is from RefSeq and is a predicted model, not a curated record.